AUGCGAACUAUCAAAGAUGCAUGGUUGCCUCAUGGCCUGGCUUCCAUCUUUCUCAAGUUAUUGACCAAGGGCAGUAUGAAUCAUCAGCCAUCUGACUUGGUGCCAUGCCAAACUUAUGUACUUCAACAGAAAGCAAUACCUUCAAAUGUGGUCUACCGUGAUAUGUACGAUGAUGCCAUGACCGCCAUACACUCAUACCUCAUCCAAGAGAGCAAAAACGCCAAAAUGACACACAUGUCUGAACUCAUCCCCAAACAUCACAAGGAUGGUGAAAUAUCAUGGCGACUGACACCAAAACAAGACCACCUGGUCUGCUUCCUUGGGGGUUCGCUCAUGCUUGGGGCAACCCACACAGGGACAGUCACUCAACAGCCCGUCUCAAUACCCCCUCGACUGGAAGAGCUUGUGGAAAAUGGACAAAGAGAUUGGAAGACAGGAGUUGAGCUCAUCAAGACGUGCAUGAAUACCCAUGAUACUGCUAGUGGGUUGUCGCCUGAGAUUGUAUACUUUAGAGUGCCAAGUGAUGGGAUGGAUGGAUACAAUAUUGCCCCCUCUGAUUGGUAUAUCCAUGGUGCUCAGAAAGGUGAAUUCCCACCAUACGACACAUGCUUAGUGAUUGUCAUGGGUUUAGCAACCCAUGCGGGUUACGGGUAA
Messenger RNA from Laccaria bicolor S238N-H82, 654 nucleotides. RefSeq names its product glycoside hydrolase family 47 protein. Gene Ontology annotation, molecular function: mannosyl-oligosaccharide 1,2-alpha-mannosidase activity; calcium ion binding. The transcript has 8 exons. Gene Ontology annotation, biological process: carbohydrate metabolic process; N-glycan processing. The record is from RefSeq and is a predicted model, not a curated record. Gene Ontology annotation, cellular component: endoplasmic reticulum; membrane. Bases 1 to 654 code for a protein of 217 amino acids. NCBI's taxonomy places the organism in Eukaryota, Fungi, Basidiomycota, Agaricomycetes, Agaricales, Hydnangiaceae.